Moesziomyces antarcticus is the source of this 813-nucleotide messenger RNA. RefSeq lists its product as uncharacterized. Lineage: Eukaryota; Fungi; Basidiomycota; Ustilaginomycetes; Ustilaginales; Ustilaginaceae. The record is from RefSeq and is a predicted model, not a curated record. Bases 1 to 813 code for a protein of 270 amino acids. The transcript has a single exon.
AUGAUUGCUGCUAUCACGCCUCGGGCAGCUGCUCGGGCCACGCUGCUCUUGCGAGGCGCUCUUACGGAUAGCCACGCCGGUUCGCGCGCGAUGUUUUCGACACGCAUCUCAGCUACUGCGAAUCAGGUCGGAAGAGCAAGCUCAUCGAGGUCCGUAGUUGCGCCAAAUCGCCAAGGAGCAGUAUUCUGCAACAGCCUUCCGCAGGCCGCACGCUGCUUCAGCUCCUCGCCAACUAUUCAAGCCAGCUCGUCGGGUCGCACCACGGUCAAGGAUCCAGAGCCACAAACUGGUCUUUACUACCAUCCUACCGAGAUCAGCGUUGCGCGCGGACCGGGCGAGCCUGCCGAGACAGUGGAAGGCUGGGCGGUCUCUUUCCUCUCGCAGCCAUCCGCGAAUGACGACGCGGCCAUCGCCUUCAUCUUGCCGACCACGUCGUCGUCUUCGCAGGAUUCCGAGCCGGCCGACUUUGUGCGGGCCAACCCCGACAGGAUACGCAUCAAUCCUGCAGGCUGGAAGAUCAUGCACGACGUGCUGAAGAACGAGGUGGUACCCCACGACGAUCUGCUCAAGUUCGAGGCCUCGACGCGAGAGAGCGGCUGGGCACAUCUGACGGACCUCCGACACCCGCUCAUGCCCGGUCGCAUCGCUACGCCGGAGAACAUCAUCGCCUCGGUCGCUUUCACCGACGGCACGCUCAAGGUGGACAGCUACGAGAUCAACAACUCGUACAGGCUCGUCACGGGCUACGAGGGCCCCAUCCAGAUGGCCGACUCUUGGAUCGCCAAGCUCCGCAGCCGAUUCGAGAAGCUCUAG